CAGAGGGCUGAAAAUAAAAUGGCGACACCCAUUGACCAAAAAUUGAGCAGUGCUAUAUUCAUGAUAUUGCAGGACUGGAAUUAAUUGAUGCAUUCAAAGCACAUAAUUUUACUCUCUGCGAUCAAAUUUACGUGAUUGGUAUCCUACAGCAAUUGUUGACCAGGUUUUCAUCAGGAUUUAUGUCAUAAACUAUGGCAGAUGGUCGUAAAUACGAGCCUCACUGCUGGCAAGACGUGACAAUUGACUCUGGCCCAUAUGAAACCGUGCAUCGCUGGAGACAGAUGCCCGAGUGUGAUGAGUUUGUUGGCGCAAGGAGGAGCAAGCAUACCGUUGUGGCAUACAAUGAUGCUGUCUAUGUGUUUGGUGGUGACAAUGGGAGGAAAAACAUGCUGAAUGAUGUACUGAGGUUUGAUGUGAAUGAUAGUUCAUGGGGAAGGGCAUUUACCACUGGAAGUCCGCCAGCGCCGAGGUAUCACCAUUCGGCAGUUGUUCACAAUGGCAGUAUGUUUAUUUUUGGUGGCUAUACUGGUGAUAUAUAUUCCAACUCUAAUCUACGCAAUAAGAACGACCUGUUUGAAUAUAAGCUCUCCAACGGACAAUGGAUCGAGAGAAAAUUUGAGGGCAGGUUACCACCUGCUAGAUCAGCACAUGGAGCAGCGGUCUGGCAGGAUAAACUCUGGAUAUUCGCUGGAUACGAUGGGAAUGCAAGGUUAAAUGACAUGUGGUGUGUAUCUCUUAAUGGAGACAGCAAGUCAUGGGAGGAGGUACAGCAAACUGGCGAUCACCCUCCAACAUGUUGUAACUUCCCUGUGGCUGUUUCAAGAGAUAGUAUGUUCGUCUUCUCAGGGCAGAGUGGAGCCAAGAUCACCAAUGACCUCUAUCAGUUUCAUUUCAAGGAAAGAAGAUGGAGGAAGAUACCAUCAGAUCACAUAUUGAAGGGAACUCCGCCCCCUCCUCAGCGUCGCUAUGGUCACAUCAUGGUGUCACAUGACAGACAUCUCUACGUUUUUGGUGGAGCAGCAGACAACACGCUACCAAACGAGUUGCACUGCUAUGAUAUAGAUGAUGGGACAUGGAGUGUUAUUAAACCAUCUUCUGAUAGUCAGUGCCCGUCAGGCCGACUUUUCCAUGCUGCCUGUGUGAUAGGGGAUGCCAUGCUGAUCUUUGGAGGGACCGUGGAUAACAACAUCCGCAGUGCCGAGAUGUACCGCUUCCAGUUCUCAUCCUACCCACAAUGCACCCUGAAAGAUGAUUUUGGAAAACUCCUCAUCAAUCGACAGUUUACCGAUGUGGAAUUCAUUGUUGGAGAGAGUGCUGUAGUGAUCCCUGCUCAUGCAGCAAUUAUAGCCGCUAGAUGUCAGCAUCUGAGGGUGAAAAUAGAACAAGCCAAAGAGAGGCAGCUUAAUGUCGACCAAAGUAAUGAACAGAACCCACCGGACCAAGAGGGUGAUGAAUCCACCAAUGGUGCUACAAGUUCUAAAAAGAAUAUCCCCUGUAUAGCCCAGGUACAUGUGAUAGAUGCCAGACCAGAGGCAUUUGAGGUCUUGUUGUGGUUUCUCUACACAGACAAGGUUGACAGCAAACUUCAAGGUUUCGAUGAUCGGAACACAGAUUUUCUUUUGCUGCUUAUGGAUGUCUAUCGCCUAUCUAAGCAGUUUUCUCUUCGCAAGUUGGAGUACAUGUGUGUCCAUUACCUCUGGGUUUCAAUCGGUCACUGCAACGUUCUUCAGGUGCUGCAGUACUCGGACAGGUUACAGCUUGAUUUCAUCAAAGAGUUCUGCCUUAACUUUGUUGUGAAGGAGAGCAACUACAAUGGCAUCGUGAUGAGCAAGGAGUUUGAGCAGUUAGCUCAACCCCUCAUGGUGGAAGUCGUGAGAAGGAGACAGCUUGCGGCAGGAAGACCGUACCAACACGAUAAGAUGCCACAAUUUGACAAAGAUUCUAUGACCACCUUACAACAUGACAUGGAGUCGUUUCUAAAGAGCAAGACGGGCACAGACUAUUCUUGUAUCACCCUGAUGCUUGAUGGCACACCCAUUCCUGCUCAUAAACCCAUUCUGGCUGCAAGGAGCUCUUAUUUUGAAGCAAUGUUUAGAUCUUUCAUGCCAGAGAACAACAUUGUGAAUGUAACGAUAGGAGAUACCAUACCUUCCAGACAAUCCUUUGACUCUCUUCUGAGGUAUAUCUACUACGGUGCCAUAGGAAUGCCUGCCGAAGAUUCACUCUACUUGUUCUGUGCACCUGACUUCUUUGGUUUCGCCAAUAAUCGGAUCCAAGCCUUCUGCAAGGAGAACCUGGAGGUGAACAUCUCCAUCCAGAACGUGGUCCAGAUACUUGAUGCUGCUGACCGGGUCGGAGCCAAGGACAUGAAAGACCAUGCCCUCAAGAUCAUCGUCAGAAGCUUCCCGAAGGUUGCUCACAACCCCAAGAUGCGCCUCCUCAGCAAAGAGCUCCUUCACGAGAUCAUCACGUCCCUUGCUAGGCGCAUGUCCGAGCUCAAAGUUCACUUGGGGCAGGACCUCUCACCCCAGGAUCAGGGAACAUGGAGUGGAUCACGCCCGGAGAGAUACGCCAUGGAAGGCUGGGGCUAGUACCGAUGUGGAGACAACUCUUGAGGGGGAUGAACUUGGACUCUUGGUAUAGUUCGUCUUCAUGAUGUGGAUGCUAUUUCCUCAAGCUGGAAUUGCCCAUUCUUUUUAUCAUUGUGUACGUCAUUCGUAGCAUUUACAGUAGAACCUGCUUAUGAAAUGUUCACCUUCCAUAAGCUGAAUAGUGGUUGAAACUUUUUUUUAAACUGGAAUAUGAAAAACAUGUUAAUUACAUCUUCUGAGUCAAGUUAUGUUUUAAGUUGAACAGGUUUCUGUUUCCCCCCGAGAGUCGACGUAGGCAGAUUUGCCUGUAUUUUGUAUAUAUAAUUUAUUAUAUUUAAUGGGAAGUUCACACUAAUGUCUAAUUGGUUUUAAUAAAAGGAGAUAACCUUCCUCUAUCCCUAAUUUCAUCAAAUUUUCAAAAAAUUGUGGAGGUUUAACAAAAAUCUGUUUAAAAAAGAUGAAUUCUUGACUGCAUACAAAUUAAAUUCACGUCUUGGCAAUUUCCUUCAUGGAAACAUUUUACACAACCACGCAUGCAUACAUUAGCUAAGUUUGAAGUUUAUCCCACAUUUUUUAAUUAAUUUUUUUUCAUUACUUUUUUCUGUUUUUAUAAAAACCAACUUGACAUCAGAGUGGACUUUUCCUUUAUGAAUUAUAGUUGUUAUUUUAUGCUAGCAUUCUUGCCAGCAUUACGAGAAUCCUGUGUUUAAAAAAUACCCCACCAGCUUAUAACACAGGAACUCCAUUGCCUUGCGUGUUGUGUCAAUGGGAGCUCAGGUGGGGUAUUUGAAACCCCAAUUUCAGAUUUUGGGAGAGCUUCAUUUCUCUCGUUUAAACUGGGGUGGGGUUCAUCUGACUGCUGAUAAUGUCUUGCGUGUUAGUCAAUGGGAUCUCAAGUGGGGUAUUGACACCCCACUUUCAGUUAUUGGGAAAGUUUCAUUUCUCUCGUUUAAACUGGGGUGGGGUCGAUUUAGUGACUGCAGCUGCUGAUAAGAGCUGAUAAAACACUGUGCAUGCCACCACAUCAGGCUGAUGAACGACAUGGAGUGGGAUUGCAGCUGUCCUUGUUACGUAAUAGUAUAAACAAACUCUUCAGAGCUUCCUGGCUGACAGUAAUCUUGAAAGAAUAUAUUUGUAUUCUAUUUGUUUUAGGACAUUAGCAUGUCUAAAAAAGAUUCAAAAUUUAGAUGGAGAUCGAACUGAAAUUUUCAACGAUGCAAAAUGACCCACAAUUGCCGAAAUAACAAUAAGUUUUUAAAAAAAUCACCCCCAGUUAACUCCCUCUCUCACCCUCUCUUGCUCUCUCUCUCCCUCUCUGCCAGGCCUUAUGAAGGUCACUUCUCCUUGGGGGAAGGUGGAUUAGCUGGGAGAGUGCGUGGUUGUUUACUUAGGGAUAACCAUUCCUAGUUGAUAUUGGGAUGGGGGGGGGGGGCGAGUGAAAGUAGCUUGGAAUUUGAAAUUGGGGUGUCAGAGGAGAUCCAUUUUUAAACACAAAGUUUCGUAAUGAGAGGUAUCUACAUGUAUAAUAGUCAGGCAGCAUAUGUCAUGAUUUACCGGCUACUUCGACAAAUUGGCUAAGUCUGAUUUUUCACUUUUAUGUGAUUGUGAAAAAUCAGACUUAGCCAAUUUGUCGAAGUAAAUUACAUAUGCUGCCUGACUAUGAGAUGAGGAUUUCAAAUUGUCACUUCAAAAGAAAACAACUCAGAGGACCCCCCCC
Lytechinus pictus (painted urchin) is the source of this 4308-nucleotide messenger RNA. RefSeq names its product leucine-zipper-like transcriptional regulator 1. The transcript is spliced from 19 exons. Gene Ontology annotation, molecular function: protein binding. The coding region runs from base 192 to 2591 and encodes 799 amino acids. The record is from RefSeq and is a predicted model, not a curated record. Gene Ontology annotation, cellular component: Golgi apparatus. NCBI's taxonomy places the organism in Eukaryota, Metazoa, Echinodermata, Echinoidea, Temnopleuroida, Toxopneustidae.